Messenger RNA from Parastagonospora nodorum SN15, 1779 nucleotides. RefSeq lists its product as hypothetical. The transcript is spliced from 2 exons. Gene Ontology annotation, molecular function: oxidoreductase activity; copper ion binding. Bases 1 to 1779 code for a protein of 592 amino acids. NCBI's taxonomy places the organism in Eukaryota, Fungi, Ascomycota, Dothideomycetes, Pleosporales, Phaeosphaeriaceae. The record is from RefSeq and is a predicted model, not a curated record.
AUGGAGGAGCAAGUUGUCGCAGUCACCGUCCUGAUCAUCUGCACACUCGGCUUUCUCCUGAACUUCGCCAUCGCACGCCCAAAUCGCCCUGAAGCAGUAAACGCCGCUCCAGCACAAAUCCGUCCAGAGGAGGACUACAUACUCGAUCCUGCCUGGGACUUCGAUGCUGCGCCCACAAUGCGGGAAUACACGUGGAUCAUCUCAGACCACGAACACAAUCCAGAUGGCGUCUACCGCCCUAUGGUACUUAUUAACGCCACAUUCCCAGGGCCCAUGAUCGAAUGCAACGAAGGCGACGAAAUCAUUGUACACGUCCACAAUCGCGGUGUCAACGCAACAUCGAUUCACUGGCACGGACUUUACCAGAAUGGUACGAAUUCGAUGGAUGGGACUGUCGGCGUCACGCAGUGCCCAAUCCCAUCUGGUCGAUCCUUUACCUACCGUUUCAACGUCACUGGCCAGUCUGGCACGUACUACUACCACAGCCACAUGAGCAUGCAGGCCUCGGAUGGACUGGUGGGUCCUUUAGUCAUUCAUGCAAGAGACGGAGAAGAAAAGACGCUGCAGAAAGUCCCGUAUGAGCAAGACCGCGUGGUUAUGCUGUCGGAUUACUACUACGAUCUUUCGUCGGAGCUGCUGGUGCAGUAUCUUGCUCCGGGCAAUGAGAACGACGAGCCUGUUCCGCCGUCUGCGCUGAUCAAUGGUCGGAAUUUGCGCGAGUGUGAAGAUCUGCCAAAUCGCAAGUGUUCAGCUACCGGAGUUUCGCGGGCGAGAUUUGAUCUGGAGAGGAAAUCCAGCACGCGCCUUCGUAUACUAAACGUCGGUGCGUUUGCAGAGUUCUCGCUACAGAUCGACGAGCAUGAGUUCCAAGUUACGGAAGUCGAUGGCACGGAUGUGUAUCCGCAGAGUAUUCAACGCCUGAAUAUUAACCCUGGGCAACGCUACAGUAUCAUCUUGACGCCGCCCAAGGACGAGAACAAAGGGCUAUACUGGAUGCGAGCGCGGAUGAUCACACACUGUUUUGCCUACGAGAACCCAGAGCUACAAGAAGAAGUCUGGGGCGUAGUCGACUACACUUCACCCUCAAGCUCGACCCUCACUCCCCAAACGACAGACUGGACCGAAACAAUCGAAGUCCAAUGCCGCGACCUCAACACCACGUCUCUCACACCCGUCCUGCCCCUCCCUGCGCCGGAAUCAGCAGACCAUACUCUCUUCCUGCGCUCCUCGUUUCAAAUCCGCGACCACGCGCUGUCCCGCGGAUAUCUCAACGACAGCUCUCUGCGCCUUGACGCAACAAAGCCCGUCUUACACACCCUCCUCGAUCCCCCGCACUCACCCUCCUCCUCCUCCUCCUCCGAAGAAAUCGGAGAUGGAAUAAACACAUCCCUCUUCAACCCCCUCUCCCAGCUCGUCUACCAAACUCACAACAUAUCCACCGUCGAUAUCGUGCUGCAAAACUUCGACGACGGAAACCAUCCGUUUCACCUCCACGGACACAAGUUCUGGGUCAUGGGGGCCGGGCGCGGAUAUGCGCCGGCCAAUCUCGGGGAUGUGGAGAGAAGAAGCAAUCCGUUGCGUAGGGACACGGCGAGUUUGCAGGCGUUUGGGUGGUUGUGGAUUCGUUUUGUUGCGGAUAACCCGGGGGCGUGGGCGUUUCGCUGUCAUGUCGGGUGGCAUGCGGAGGCGGGGUUGGGGAUGGUGUUUGCUACUAAAGUUGGGGAUAUGGAGGUGGUGGAGGAGGGGAUGGAGAGGGAGUUGUGUGGGGUUGGAGGUUGA